GAAAUUGAAAUUCAAAAAUUUUUUAAAAAUGAAAAUAUUAUAACACUGUGCAAAAUGAAUUUAUGUUUUUUUCUGUUUUUAAUCUUUUUAUUAAAUUGUUAACAUAGCUAAUAAAAAGAAAUGAAUGAAAAUACAACUUUUAUUAAUAUUGAACAAACCUUAGCUCUAAUCAAGCCUGAUGCUAUUGAUCAUGCUGAAGAGAUUGAAGACAUAAUACUAAACAAUGGGUUUUUAGUUUUGCAGAAAAGAAGAGUUCAGUUGACACCGGAACAAUCAAGUGAUUUUUAUGCUGAGCAUUCUGGAAAAAUAUUUUUUCCAAGUCUUGUGGCAUUUAUGAGCAGUGGAGAAAGCAUUGCAUAUUUGUUAGCAAGAAACAAAGCAAUAGAGCAUUGGAGAAAAAUUAUUGGACCUACAAAUUCUGCAAAGGCUAGAGAUGAAGCACCUACUAGCAUUAGAGCACUUUAUGGUACUGACAACUAUAAAAAUGCUGUACAUGGUAGUGACAGUUUGAAGUCAGCAUUUAGAGAAAUACAGUUUUUCUUUUCAAAUGGAAUUAUUGAACCAAUUUUAUCAAAUGAUGAUGCUAAAGACUAUUUAAGAAAAUAUGUUAACCCCACCCUUCUUAAAGGCCUGAUACAGCUUUGUAAAAGAAAGCCGAUUGAACCUAUAAUUUGGUUAUCUGAUUGGUUAGCAAACAAUAACCCAUAUCGACCUCGUAUUGUUGAGCCUGAAAAUCCUAUUGUUCAAGAACCGAUAUAAGUUAGCAUUUUUCGUAUGUAUGUUGCAAAAAAAUAUGUUUUAAAAUUGUAAAAUCUGUUUCAUUUGAAUUUUUUGGUUUUGCA
This is a messenger RNA of Hydra vulgaris (swiftwater hydra), 842 nucleotides long. Its product is annotated as nucleoside diphosphate kinase homolog 5. Gene Ontology annotation, molecular function: nucleoside diphosphate kinase activity. Gene Ontology annotation, cellular component: cilium. Lineage: Eukaryota; Metazoa; Cnidaria; Hydrozoa; Anthoathecata; Hydridae. The record is from RefSeq and is a predicted model, not a curated record. Gene Ontology annotation, biological process: CTP biosynthetic process; GTP biosynthetic process; UTP biosynthetic process.